This is a messenger RNA of Nyctereutes procyonoides (raccoon dog), 3455 nucleotides long. RefSeq names its product RNA binding motif protein 39 (gene RBM39). Gene Ontology annotation, molecular function: RNA binding. The record is from RefSeq and is a predicted model, not a curated record. NCBI's taxonomy places the organism in Eukaryota, Metazoa, Chordata, Mammalia, Carnivora, Canidae. The transcript has 19 exons. Bases 993 to 2576 code for a protein of 527 amino acids. Gene Ontology annotation, biological process: mRNA processing. Gene Ontology annotation, cellular component: nucleus.
UAUGUGUGUUGGUGGAUGUGAGUACGAGGAAGCAGCAGCCGCCAUUUCACAGAGCUUGCCGAAGCUGUCGCAGGGGUGGAUCCUGAGCUGCCGAAGCCGCCGUCCUGAACUUCCGCGCGGGCUCCUCUAAUCCCAUUGUUUCUUUUAGAUUCGCUCGGGCCUAUCCGCCCUCGGAGCCCGAAAUUCGGGCUGGGCGGUACCGUGGCCUGGGCCUAGCGGCUUAACAGUAGCAACAGCGGCGGCAGCAGCAGCCCCCCUCUUUCCGAAUACAAGCACCCCAGGGGCCCGAAAGCCCGCACAGGCGCUUAGAGAAAAUGGCAGACGAUAUUGAUAUUGAAGCAAUGCUUGAGGCUCCUUACAAGAAGACUUGCCUAACGAUAUCUCACCUCUACUCCCAUGAAUUCACCUUUGAUUCCAGUGUGAACUGUCAAUCAUAAGGGCGAGAUGUGUGACAGAGGUGGCAUCAAGCUCUUACAGUCCCAACCCUCCAACGGAAAUGGGCGAAGAUCUCAGGAAUGGCAUCGGUCACAGGAAAUCGAUAGUGGCUGGCUGCUAGCAUGGCCACUUGGGGCUUAGGCAGAAAUAGAGCCAUGGUACUGACCAAAGGGACCAUAGCACAUGGAAUAAAACUCAAAACAGGACUUAAUUCAUGUUUUAUAGAAGUUCUAUUUAACCACUUCAACACUGUAAAUCUGGAUAACUUAAUAUCUAACUAUAUAAAAUAAAAUUUAACAUGUUAAUAUGCAUUUUUAUUUUUGUAUCUUGAUGUCUUAAUUGUAAGCAACAAAGUGGUUAAACACAUACCCAUCUAAAUUUUUUUAUAGCCUUCCGUGUUAAACUAUAAAUAAGUAAUUAGUUUUAAAAUUGUUUUGUAUUUUCUUAUUCCUGUUCCCUUUACCCUUUGACAACUUGAAAUGUUACCACUUCGUCCUCAUGAUGUUCUUCUAUCAACCCUGCUUAGGAUGAGAACAAGUUGAGCAGUGCAAACGGCCAUGAAGAACGUAGCAAAAAACAAAGUUUCUGCCUCCUUGGAAAGCUCUACAUCUCCUUGUGAUUGGAGUGUGGGUUUCAAGAUUCCAGAAGGUGGGAAAAAAAGCAAGAGCAGAAGUCGUAGUCAUGAACGUAAAAGAAGCAAAAGUAAGGAACGGAAACGAAGUAGAGAUAGAGAAAGGAAAAAGAGCAAAAGUCGAGAAAGGAAGCGAAGUAGGAGCAAAGAAAGGAGACGGAGCCGCUCAAGAAGUCGAGAUCGCAGAUUCAGAGGCCGCUACAGAAGUCCUUACUCCGGACCAAAAUUUAACAGUGCCAUCCGAGGAAAGAUUGGGUUGCCUCAUAGCAUCAAAUUAAGCAGACGACGCUCCCGAAGCAAAAGUCCAUUCAGAAAAGACAAGAGCCCCGUGAGGGAACCUAUUGAUAAUCUAACUCCUGAGGAAAGAGAUGCAAGGACAGUUUUUUGCAUGCAGCUGGCAGCAAGAAUUCGGCCAAGGGAUUUGGAAGAGUUUUUCUCUACAGUAGGCAAGGUUCGAGAUGUGAGAAUGAUUUCUGAUAGAAAUUCAAGACGUUCCAAAGGAAUUGCAUAUGUGGAGUUUGUGGAUGUUAGCUCAGUGCCUCUAGCAAUAGGAUUAACUGGCCAACGUGUUUUAGGAGUGCCAAUCAUAGUACAAGCAUCACAGGCAGAAAAAAACAGAGCUGCAGCAAUGGCAAAUAAUCUACAAAAGGGAAGUGCUGGACCUAUGAGGCUUUAUGUGGGCUCAUUACACUUUAACAUAACUGAAGAUAUGCUUCGGGGGAUCUUUGAGCCUUUUGGGAGAAUUGAAAGUAUCCAACUCAUGAUGGAUAGUGAAACAGGUCGAUCUAAGGGAUAUGGAUUUAUUACGUUUUCCGAUUCAGAAUGUGCCAAGAAGGCUUUGGAACAACUUAAUGGAUUUGAGUUAGCAGGAAGACCAAUGAAAGUUGGUCAUGUUACUGAACGUACUGAUGCUUCCAGUGCUAGCUCAUUUUUGGACAGUGAUGAACUGGAAAGGACUGGAAUUGAUUUGGGAACAACUGGUCGUCUCCAAUUAAUGGCAAGGCUUGCAGAAGGUACAGGUUUGCAGAUUCCACCAGCAGCACAGCAGGCUCUACAAAUGAGUGGCUCUUUGGCAUUUGGUGCUGUGGCAGAAUUCUCUUUUGUUAUAGAUUUGCAAACAAGACUUUCUCAACAGACUGAAGCUUCAGCUUUAGCUGCAGCUGCCUCUGUUCAGCCUCUUGCAACACAGUGUUUCCAACUUUCUAACAUGUUUAACCCUCAAACAGAAGAAGAAGUUGGAUGGGAUACAGAGAUUAAGGAUGAUGUGAUUGAAGAAUGUAAUAAACAUGGAGGAGUUAUUCAUAUUUAUGUUGACAAAAAUUCUGCUCAGGGCAACGUGUAUGUGAAGUGCCCAUCAAUUGCAGCAGCCAUUGCUGCUGUCAAUGCAUUGCAUGGCAGGUGGUUUGCUGGUAAAAUGAUAACAGCAGCAUAUGUACCUCUUCCAACUUACCACAACCUCUUCCCUGAUUCUAUGACAGCAACACAACUACUGGUUCCAAGUAGACGAUGAAGGAAGAUAUAUAGUCCCUUAUGUACAUAGCUUUUUUUCUUUCUUGAGAAUUCAUCUUGAGUUAUCUUUUAUUUAGAUAAAAAUAAAGAGGCAAGGGUCUACUGUCAUUUGUAUACAAUUCCUGUUACCUUGAAAAAAUAAAAAUGUUAACAGGAAUGCAGUGUGCUCAUUAUCCCUAACUAGCAAAUCCCACUGUAUACAAAGCUGUUCUCUUGUUCUGCCUUUUAAAUGUACAUGUAGAAAAUUACAUUAAGGAUCUAUAGGAAUAGUUCUAGGGGGGAACAAAUGUGCUUAAUGUAAAAAGGCAGACAGGGAUGUAAUUAUGUUUUUAAUGUUUCAGAAGCCUAACUUUUUACACAGCAGUUAGACAUUUCACGUUUCACUAAUGUUGAUACUUGGCUAAUGGUUUAGCAGAGGUUUCUGGAGUACACAUUUAGUGUAUGGAAAUUCAAGACAGCUAAAGGGCUGUUGAUUAAAAUCUCAUCUUGCUUCGUGAUCAAUUGGCAAGAAAAAGAUUUCAAGAUUACAUUUCUGGAUGGUAUCUUUUCAAUUAAUGUAUCUGUAAAAGUUUCUUUGUAAAUAUUAUGUGUUCUGGUGUGUCUAAGAUUCCAAACAAAAUGAUCCCUGCAUUUCCUCAAGAUGUUUAGUGACAGUCUGGUAAGCAAAGCAGUCUGAGCAAGAAAUAGGAAAUGCAGAAAUAGGUUUUGUCUGGUUGCAUAUAAUCUUUGCUCUUUUUAAGCUCUGUGAGCUCUGAAAUAUAUUUUUGGGUUACUUCAGUGUGUUUGACAAGACAGCUUGAUAUUUCUAUCAAACAAAAAUGACUUUCAUAUUGCAACAACCUUUGUAAGAACCACUCAAAUAAAAUUCUCUUAAAAAGGC